Suillus subaureus is the source of this 942-nucleotide messenger RNA. Its product is annotated as rab-GTPase-TBC domain-containing protein. Gene Ontology annotation, molecular function: GTPase activator activity. The record is from RefSeq and is a predicted model, not a curated record. The transcript has 7 exons. Gene Ontology annotation, biological process: activation of GTPase activity. Bases 1 to 942 code for a protein of 313 amino acids. Lineage: Eukaryota; Fungi; Basidiomycota; Agaricomycetes; Boletales; Suillaceae.
AUGGCCUCCUCCUCGCCACAAUCAUCGGCAGUGACUGCGCAUUCAUUCAAUAAGAUCCUCAAUCAGCCCAGGUCGUCAAAAUCAAAACGCUCUAGUGAUGUCGAUGAAGGAACAAAGAAAUUGCGGCGGAUGAUCCUGGUCGAGGGCAUACCUUCAGCGGCUGACCCUACUCUCCGACCUCGGAUAUGGAAAAUUCUACUGCGCGUUGAUGAUGUUUCAGCAUGCACAUUUUUAGAAUACGUCGCUCGUGGCCCUUGCGAGGUUCGAGAGAAAAUAAGGAAUGAUACAUUCAGGACUCUAGCAACAGAUCGAGGUUUCAAGGAACGAGUACGGGAAGAUAUGCUCGUCCGUCUGUUGGAUGCUUUUGUGUGGCGCAAUCAUGACCGGCAAGAAACUCAGCAACUCGGCUUUACGUACGUCCAAGGGAUGAAUGUACUGGCGGCGCCGUUUCUGUACACCAUGCCUUCGGAACUGGAAGCUUUCUUCUGCUUCGCCAAGUUCAUUGAGGAAUGCUGCCCACUAUAUGUUCAACCUACGCUAGAAGGAGUUCACCGUGGUCUCAAGCUACUCGACAGAUGUUUGAAGAUAGUGGACCCCGAACUGUUUGCAUAUUUGCGAAUGAAAAACCUUUCGGCUGAGAUCUAUGCGUUUCCAUCUGUUCUGACACUCUGUGCAUGCACGCCACCUCUUGACCAAGUGCUCCAACUAUGGGAUUUCCUCCUUGCAUUUGGCGUACAUCUCAAUGUCCUAUGUGUCAUUGCCCAGCUGCUUCUCAUGCGAGAUGAAGUAAUGGUAUCAACAAGUCCCAUGCGUUUACUGCGAACAUUCCCACCUCUUGAGGCAGUUCCAGUUAUAGGCAUUGCAGUGACUCUCGUUCGCGAUCUCCCUGUAGAUCUAUAUGACGAACUCGUUCGACACCCGUACGAAAUCACUCACGUGUAG